AUGGCCAGCGUGCUGUCCCGGCGCCUUGGCAAGAGGUCGCUCCUGGGAGCCCGGGUGUUGGGGCCGCCCGGGGCUGCCCCUCCUGCAGAGCCUCAGGCAGAGCUGAUGGUGGCUCUCCAGCCCUUCCUUGCCUCCAAGGACACUUCCUGCCACGAGCAGCCCAAGGAAAUCCUCAAGGCUCCCGGCACCACAGGCCUCCAGCAGGUGGCCUUUCAGCCCAGGCAGAGGGUUCAUGUGUGGUACGGGGGACAAGAGUGCACAGGACUGGUGGAGCAGCAUAGCUGGGCAGAGGAUAAGGUGACUGUCUGGCUGCUGGACCAGAAGUUACAAAUCUGCUGCAAAGUGGAGGAGGUGUGGCUGGCGGAUCCGCAGGGCCCUAUUCCCCAGGUGCCACCUCUGGAGCCCAGAGCCCAGGCACCGGCCUUCAGGCCCGUCUCCAGGAACAUUGACGUCCCAAAGAGGAAGUCGGAUGCAGUAGAAAUGGACGAGAUGAUGGCGGCCAUGGUCCUGACGUCGUUGUCCUGCAGCCCAGUGGUGCAGAGUCCUCCCGGGGCUGAUGCCACCUUCUCUGCUUCCCGCGCUGCCUGUGACCCGUGGAAGGAGGGCUGGAAGGAGGGCGGCGACGUGUCCGACAGCGGGAGCAGUACCAGCAGUGGCCACUGGAGCGCGAGCAGCGGCCUGUCCACCCCGUCGCCUCCCCGCCCCCAGGCCAGCCCCAGGUAUCUGGGGGACGCCUUUGGGUCGCCCCACACUGAUAAUGGAUUUGACACCGAUCCAGACGCUUUCCUGCUGGAUGAACCAGCUCCACGCAAAAGAAAGAACUCCGUGAAGGUGAUGUACACGUGCCUGUGGCCAAACUGUGGCAAAGUCCUGCGUUCCAUCGUGGGCAUCAAGCGACACAUCAAAGCCCUCCACCUGGGGGACACUGUGGACUCGGAUCAGUUCAGGCGGGAGGAGGAUUUCUACUACACAGAGAUGCAGGUGAAGGAGGGUGCUGCUGCGGCCCCCACAGCUGACCCAGCUCCCACCCCUGGUGUGGCCAGCCCGCCCCUCGCCACUCUUCCAUCGCUGCCUCCCAAAGCCCAGCCAUCAGGCCCGGAACACCCAGGCCUGGAGUCUUACCUGCGCCCUGGUGCUCUCAGCAAGUCAGCUCCUGGCUCCUUCUGGCAUAUCCAGGCGGACCACGCAUACCAGGCCCUGCCAUCCUUUCAGAUCCCCGUCUCACCACACAUCUACACCAGUAUUAGCUGGGCAGCUGCACCCUCCACGGCCUCCUCCCUGUCGCCGGUCCGGAGCCGGUCGCUAAGCUUCAGCGAGCCCCCGCAGCCGGCACCUGCAGUGAAGUCACACCUGGUCGUCACUUCUCCACCCCGGGCCCAGAGCAGCACCAGGAAGGCCCGUGGGGAGGCCAAGAAGUGCCGCAAGGUGUAUGGGAUAGAGCACCGGGACCAGUGGUGCACCGCCUGCCGCUGGAAGAAAGCCUGCCAGCGCUUCCUGGACUGAACCUGCCCGGCCGGCUUGUCCCCUAUGCUCCCGGCCCCGUGUGGCUGGUGACACGAGGCAGACGUGUCACAGGCCCUCAGCAGAAACCCGAAGGAGAAAAAGAGUGGACAUUGGGAGUUUGGGCUCUGUUGGUCAAGGUGUAAUACUCAAAACCUUUCCCCCCCUUGUGGGAACAUUUUAUUUUUUAAAAAAAAACAGCAAAAAUAUUUUUUCCCUCUAAAAUAGGAGAGAGCAAAAACUGACCAGGGGUAUUCUGCAGCAAACCAGAGACCAAAGAAUUAACCACCCUCGCUUUCCCACAUCCUGUCUCUCUGGGGGAUUAGUGUGUACAUCAAAAGAAGGAACAGCGCAUUCUGUUUCCUGCCCAGUUGGUGAAUUCUUUGUUUUCUCAACUCUUCCAGAAGGGACUGUGAGCAGGAUGAAUUAAGUUUUCUUAAAAAAAAAAACAAACCCCAACAACAAAAUACACCAGCUUCCGGUGAUGACUCAGUGACCAGGACCUGCUGUGGAUGGGGUGGGAAGGGGCCUGGGGCCGGGGGAGGGGGGAACCUGUGUCCUUUUUAAGGUGCAGCCAGCCACCCCUCCUCCUCCUGAACCCAGGAGGAGGGAGGGCUUGUCCUUGCCAAGCAACUUUUGUGGAGGUAAAAGGAGACCCCUUUCUCCAUGACAACUCUUUGAACCUGGGUUCCCUCGGACACUGGGUUGCAUCCCAAUAAAUAUUGUAUGGCUCCUUCUCAAA
Messenger RNA from Manis javanica (Malayan pangolin), 2242 nucleotides. The record is from RefSeq and is a predicted model, not a curated record. Lineage: Eukaryota; Metazoa; Chordata; Mammalia; Pholidota; Manidae.